CCGAGGCGGGCACAAACGCGCGCGUUGAGACAAAAAAAUAACCCCGAAACAAAACUCUCCCAACUGCGUCUUGUGGGGAGGCUGCUUCCCGAGGGAAGGGUCUGUCUCUUUAAGGGCUCCAAGGGCUGGAAGCCGGGAAGGGAAGAGCGAGGCGCCGGGCUCCUUGCGCCUUGCCCGGGGGAGCCGAGGGCAGAGCUCGCUCGCUCGCUCACUCAUUCACUCACUCACUCACACCUGGGGCUGGCAGGCAGGCGGGAGGAGCGGCCGGCCUCUCUUCGGACUGAGAUUCUCUUUCCUCUCUCAGCCAAAGGAGCCCCAAGGAUCCUUUGGCCGCUUCUAAUAGGGAUGUGAGCAACAAAGUCCAGCGCAGAGGAGAAGCCCAAAGCAGCGGCAGCAGCAGCAGCGCCCUUGCCUCCCUUGCCUCCCAGGAUCGGGUCCACCUGCUGCUCCUCCGCCUCUGGGAGCCCCUGGCCUCUCUCUUCCUCCCUUUUCCUCAGGAAGCAAACAUGGAGAGCGGGGCACUUUCCAGCGCCCAGCAGCAGUUGAUCCGAGCCAGCUGGCAAAAAGUGAGCGCCAACCCUUUGGAGCACGGCAUGGUCCUCUUUAGCAGGCUUUUUGAUCUGAACCCUGAUCUCUUGCCCCUUUUCCAGUACAACUGCAAGAAAUUCUCUACUCCUCAGGAGUGUCUCUCAUCACCUGAAUUUUUGGAACACAUAAGAAAGGUAAUGUCAGUAAUAGAUGCAGCUGUAACUCACAUGGAAAAUUUGCAUUGUCUGGCAGAAUACCUUGCCAACCUGGGUAAGAAACAUCAGGCAGUUGGUGUGAAGCUUGAGUACUUUUCGACGGUGGGGGAGUCUUUGCUGUUCAUGCUGGAACAAUGCCAUGGCCCAGCUUUCAACAUGAAUGUACGUGAGGCCUGGACCAAGCUGUACAGUACUGUGGUGGAAACCAUGGCUUGUGGCUGGGACGUUCCUGGGAAGGUGGAAUAAAGCAGCGGCUGAGAUGCUUGAAGACUCUGGCUGUUCUGGAUCAGGGACAGCUUUGAAGAGAGAGCACACCUGCCUUUCCAGCUCCGUGUAUUUCAGAGUAAUCUCUUUCUCUCAACAGCUUAUAUCUCUUGUGUUUUCUUUUGCAUUUCCCAUGUCUCGUGAAAAACAUGACAGUGCUCCCAAAUUCCUCUACAUAUUGGUUUGCAGAGGGCAGGAGAGAGCCAGUUUGGAAUUGCAUUUUGAAGAGAAGCAGAGAGUGAUGUAGCUUCCCUUCCAAAAAGGCUCAUUACAGGUUUUUAUUCGCUAUUUUCAAUGAAUAGUUAGAAGUAUCUCCUAGGACAGAAAGGUUAUUGCACCAGCUAUUCCAUUAAAGGAAGAAAGCCUGAGGUUGUAACAGUGAAGUGAGCCAAUAGAGUGUGCAUUUCUUUGGGAUUAUCCAAGCGGUAUAGCUUUUAUUCCUUUAAAACAAAAACAAAAAAAACCCUCAGACAUAACUAAGCCUUCUCUUAGUUCAUCUGAGUUUAAGGUGGUUGUGUUUUUAAUAAACUUUCCCACAAAAUACAACUUGGAAAGCCAGUAGAGCUGUCAGUUUCCUGUGUGUGAAAACAAAAUCUUGUCAUGAAAUUUGUGACAGAUGUAGCAUUGGUCUUGGAAAGAGCAUCCAGAAUUCAUUCUGGUUUCAAGCCAAAGAGAGCUGGUAGCAUAAAAUCCAUUUCUGGGCAGUUGCCAUUUCUUUUGAAGCAUUUUAAAACAGCCUGCUGGGUGUUCAGCAGAAUCCUCUUAGCUUUUAUUUUUUUUAAUAUUUUGAAUGUUAAUUAAAUGCAAACUUCUUAGCUCUUGUUAUUGUUGUUGAUGAGCAAGGGACAGGAAUGGUGAAGCUCUUCACAUAUUGACUUCCAACUCUCCGUAGGCCAAACUGAAGCUGAUAUUGUGAAGGGUGCUGUGUGCUGUACAUCACCUUUAUCUGGAGGGCCCCAAAAUCCCCCCAAAAGCAUUAGAGAAUCUAAGCCAUUUUGUUAACUUUUGAUGUUUGUAAACAAGUUAGUUCAAUCAAGAUUCCACUUUGAGAGGAAGGUGACAUAUACAUUCAAUAAAAUAAACAAUCAGUUUCCUUACCCUGUCAAGUGCAUUGGACUACAAUUUCUGCUAUCCUGUCAGUCAUGUUGGUUGAUAGGAGUUGCAGCUGACAUCUUUACAGGAUUCCAUGAGGGGUAGGGUUCAUUUGAGGUCCCCGUCUUUUACUUGUUUUCACUGCAGGACCAGGUCCAUCAUAGAAAAAUUCUGGGUACGACUGUGUAGGAAGGCAAAGGGUAUGUCAUGCCCUGGGGCCAGGUCUAGAUAAGGCAGAAAAUUGUCCAUGAUAGUGAAAAGGAUUUUGAGGGUCCUUUUAUCAUUAAUAUAUGUGGUUGACCUUGGAAAGCUGGUUUGGUUUCAGAUAGUUCCAGAUAGAUCAAAAGUGAUACAACGGGUGAACCAGCUUUGUCUUGGACCACAACACACUUUUACAUGUGCUUUUAUGUACCAUUAAUAGGCUGAUUAAUCAGUCCUGUAGGAUGAUAAUUUUGUCAUUAUAUCUGAUAUGUGAAACUGUUUAAUCUUGUGGACUAAGUAGGGGUGGAACUUCCAGACCAAGUGGAAGCAGCUGCCGAUCCAGAAUCAUAUAUUUCCUUUAUGUGUAAGGAACAACUGUUUUUAUGUGUCAAAAAAUCAGCUGAGCAAUCUUUUCAUGUUUUGUUUAUGUACUGUUGUAUUAAAGUGUCCUUGUGGGAGAGAUAAUACACAUUUUUCCCAAGGAAAUUGUUUCGUGCUGAGAUUUUUGUCAUGCCCAUAAACUCCAGAUGGUUUAGGGACAGUUACUUUGAAAUAUGUCCGUAUUUCCACCAAAAAAAAAAAAAAAAGAUGUGUGUGUGUGUGUGUGUUUGGGGGGGGGGGCAUCCUAGCAGAGCAAGGAUGUCUAUAGUUUAAACAUAGAUUGGUUUUACGAUGCUAGUUUUAUAAUAAAGAAUUCAAAUCAUGCUCCA
Anolis carolinensis (green anole) is the source of this 3010-nucleotide messenger RNA. RefSeq names its product neuroglobin (gene ngb). The transcript is spliced from 4 exons. Gene Ontology annotation, biological process: oxygen transport; response to hypoxia. Gene Ontology annotation, molecular function: oxygen carrier activity; heme binding; oxygen binding. Bases 507 to 989 code for a protein of 160 amino acids. NCBI's taxonomy places the organism in Eukaryota, Metazoa, Chordata, Lepidosauria, Squamata, Anolidae. The record is from RefSeq and is a predicted model, not a curated record.